Messenger RNA from Prunus persica (peach), 1322 nucleotides. RefSeq names its product UPF0553 protein. The transcript has 7 exons. Lineage: Eukaryota; Viridiplantae; Streptophyta; Magnoliopsida; Rosales; Rosaceae. The record is from RefSeq and is a predicted model, not a curated record. Bases 201 to 1118 code for a protein of 305 amino acids.
CUGUUGAGGAGCACGAAAAGGCGCCCCCCCAACGAAAGCGGGAAACUUCGAACGAGGAAAAACCAGCACAAGUCCCACACCACAGCCACCCCUCUCUCUCUCUCUCUCUCUCUCUCUGGCGGCCCAUAUAUAAAGCAAAAUUCCUAGGGUUUCAACUCAGACAGGCACUCGCAGACUUAUUGACUCACUGAGUUGCGGUCAUGGACGAUGUCAGGGCUAGCUCGGCUUGGGUCGCAAGCCAUUCUUCUCAUGUCGUCGUCGACUCCUCAGGGAUUGAGAAAGUGGCGGAGACUAUAGACACAAUCCCGAAGGUGAAUUGGGAUUUCGAAGGAAUUCACUAUUUUGACAAUGGGCCUCUCACCGUUCAGUACCUGUUUGUGUUGGAUGCUUUGAAUUUUUGCUUUUGGCCUGAUAAGGACUUAAAUUACGAUAAUUUGGCCGCAGGUCUAAAGGCAGCUCUACAAAAUGACAUAUCUGUGUUUGAUGUGGAUCGUCUUCAGAAGUACACUGGUCCUGAACUACGGGAGCUGUUGAAAUGGCCUAGGCCACUACCUCUGGAGGAUGAGAGAGUUCGUUUGUUGCAUGAGGUUGGGUUUGAGCUGGAGAGAAGCUUUGAUGGCAAGGCAUCCAAUCUUGUAGAGUCCUGUGGAAAAUCAGCUGUUAAGCUUGUAGCUCUUGUUACUCGUCACUUUCCUGGUUUCCGAGACCACUCAGUAUACAAAGGCCACCAAGUAUUCUUGUAUAAAAGAGCGCAGAUAUUUGCAGCAGAUUUAUGGGGUGCAUUUGGUGGCCAAGGAUAUGGAGAAUUUUAUGACAUUGGCUCAAUUACUAUUAUGGCGGAUUAUAUUGUUCCAGCUGUGCUUCGGCAGCUUGGUGUACUGAAAUAUAGUGCGACCCUUGCCAGCACGAUUGAGGCUAAUAGUCAAAUAGAUGCAGGCAGUGAGGAGGAAGUUGAAUUACGGGCUUGCUCCAUAUAUGCUGUGGAGAAAAUGAAGGAGUUGAUCAGCAUGAAAUCAGGGAAGCAGGUGCUGAGUAUUGAGUUAGACCUUUGGCUUUGGUCUUUUGGCAUUCAGUGUCCUGCUCUGCAACAUCAUAGGACACUCUCUAUAUAUUAUUAAGUGCACCAUAUUCUAUCGUACUAUAUAAUUGUUACUCGGAUAAAGGAAAGAUUUUGGAUUUGAAGUUUCAAGUUAAAGUCUUUGGAUGAGCUUGAUAAACAAUUUCUGACAUCCUGUUUUCUUUUAGAAGUGUUGCGGCUUUUCGCAUAUUCCAACUAAUUUUACUGUUGAACUAAUGAAGAUCAAUAAAUAAUGUUAUGGUAA